AAUUAGAGCGCCUAUAAGUUGUGACUUGUGAAGCUGUGGCUUGUGACAGUAAAUGUAAAUAAAAACUAUAUUUCAUUUACGCCUUAUUUUAAUAAACAGAAACUAGGUAAAACUUUUCUCUGUUACUAUGGCAGAUUCUACAGUAAAUGAUAUUUCUAAAAUGAGAGUGGUAGAUUUGAGGAAAGAGUUAAAAUCACGUGGACUGUCGUACACUGGUGAUAAAGCAGAGCUAAUAAAUCGGCUUGAAACAGCAAUGGCACAAGAUCACGCCGAUAUCAACUUAGAUUCUGAUGAAAUCGACUCCGAUGCCGUAUUAGAUGAUGAAGAUGAUAAAACUCAAAAUGAUGAGAACAUUCUGGGAGAUUGCACUGUAGACUCUGUCAGUGAGGGUAUAUCACUUGCUGAUGUAUCUCCAGAAAAGCAAUCUGAACCGCUAAAGAAAAUGAAACGGAAAAUCUCUAACGAGUCACAAAAGGAACCAGAUAGUGACAAUAAAGAUAAUGAAACUAAAACAAUUGUUUUAAAUAGAACAAUGUCUAUGAAUUCAUCGACUAAGCCAGUAGAGAGUAUAGAUGAAAAAGAUAUAGAUGGGCAGACAGCAACGUCUCUUAAUAAUAAAAUUAAAAUAACAGCAGAUCUUGAUAUGAAAACCAGAUUGGAACUGAGAGCCAAGCGUUUUGGAAUACCUGUGAAAAUACCAGAUGUUGCAAAGAAAGAGGUGAGAAUGCAGCGCUUUGGGAAAAUAAGCAGUAAUGCAAGUAAUUUAAAUACUUCUCGUUCAAUAUCACUAUCUGAUAAUCUCGAAAAGCUUAAAAAGAGAUCUGAAAGAUUUGGGCAGUCUGUUUCCUCCCUAAUGGGUGAUAUUGAAUUAAAGGAAAGGCUUGAAAGACGAAAAGAAAAAUUUGGAAAAGUCAAAUGAAUAAAUGUUGUAAUUUAACAGUUUCAUUAUAUGUCUAAGAAAUACUUAUGACAUUAAGCUGAAUGUAUUCAAUAAUAUUAUAGCAUCCAAAUAAAAAGUUUGAAUAGUAA
Messenger RNA from Leptidea sinapis, 1029 nucleotides. Its product is annotated as SAP domain-containing ribonucleoprotein. The record is from RefSeq and is a predicted model, not a curated record. Lineage: Eukaryota; Metazoa; Arthropoda; Insecta; Lepidoptera; Pieridae. Gene Ontology annotation, cellular component: nucleus. The coding region runs from base 128 to 919 and encodes 263 amino acids. Gene Ontology annotation, biological process: poly(A)+ mRNA export from nucleus. The transcript has a single exon.